UAGUCAAAACUUUGUAUUUCUGCCCUGUGAUUAUAAAAUCUCAACAAAAGUGGGAUCGCGUGCCUGGCUGAAAUUGUUUUUCUCUGUCAAAGUUGUAGAGACUCGAAAUCAGCGAUAUAUAUCUUGAGUGUGUUCAUCUGCAUUCAAUUAUCUGCGGGGCCUCAGCCUGUGAUGUGGUGUGCACCUUGCUUGUGUAGGGUUGAUUUGUGUCCCAUUGAUGUGCGAUUGUCUCUGAUCCUUCCGUCACACGACACACUCUGAUAGCACAGGCCGUUUUUACCUGUACACCUUGGGCCGGUGCUGCGGCCUGACACAAACGGCCAGAUUACCGUGAGGGAUUAGUUCUACCUGGCAGGUAACACACAGGUAACACAGCCGACAAGUCACCGAGGUCAUAGGUCACUGGUUUUAUCUUGGGUUAAAGAAAUCAGUCAAUUAAUCAUUAGUGGGAUAGAGAGCAGGCAGGCUGGUCUUUCCGUAGUUGUCUCAGGUGUUUUCUACCAUGUGUAUAGGCAUGGUGUGUGUUUAUAUUUACCUAGAUCGGAGGAAGGAUACUUCUGCUUGUAAUUAAUUAGAACCCAGGCAUAUAUAUAUAUACCAGUAUGGCUGGAGCGGUGUCUCUGUGGUCAAGGCUGGUUCGGUCAGGCUAGUGGACAACCUGUGUUAAUAAUAUACUGCGAUACCUGUGUUACUCAUUUACCUGACAAGUUUAUAACGGUCUUUUUUGAGGAUAACCAUCUAUUACUUACCUGCCCGGGCAAUAUGAUCUUUCACACCUGGAACAGCCUUACCCGUGUCCUACUACAUCGUUAACAUGUGAAAACAGUGAUUUACCUGUGUGCUACUUACCGUCAUGUGCGAGGAAAGUAGACGUUUCCACAGAUGAAGCAGUACUUCCCUAAACAAUGGAAUAUAAAACUAAAUACCUGAAGAAAACAAAAAUGAAAAAUGUGUGUUGAAAGCGAGUUAUCCAGGAUUCGUGCAAAACACACCUGGAAUCCUGAGGACAGAUACUAAACCAUUAUUAGAAUGCAAUAUCUGUCCUGGGAUUUAACGGAGAAUUUUGGGAGGAGAGUAUUGAUCUCGGAAUUAUUUUGUGUUUACGUAUAUUACCUUCAAAAAGAAAGUGUUGAGCCGAUCUUUUAAGUUGAAAUAUGAUGAAAUGGUCUUAUCGCGAGCCGAAAGACAAGAAGAAACGAGGAGGCUUCUUCUUCAGGAAGGCAUACCUGCGGGAGGGCGUGGCAUUGCAACAACUGGGACAGCAUGGAGACGCGCUGGCCGCUCUCUCCUCUGGCCUUGCUCAGGACUCGGGCAACGCACAGCUACUGACAGGGCUGGUGGAUACCGCCUUAAAGUCCCCUCUCAAAGAAAAAUUGGGGCCAGUAUUCCACCAGCUACAGAAGUUAAAACUCAACCAAAGUCCAUUUGUUAUCAUCUCUGUGAUUGGUCAGGAGUUACUGGCAUCGGGUCACUACAGUGCCUCCGUGACAAUGUUAGAGGCUGCGCUGACCAUCGGAACCUGCAGCCUCAAGCUUCGGGGGUCGGUGUUCUCCGCCCUCAGCAGUGCGUACUGGGGCAUGGGCAAGAUUGACGGGGCAAUCACUAACAUGCAGCACGACCUUUCUGUGGCUAAGUCAUUGGGUGACUUAGAUGGUGAAUGUCGGGCUCACAGCAAUUUAGGCUCGGCCUACUUCUCCAAAGGUCACUACAAAGAGUCUUUGACCAAUCACAGAUUCCAGCUUGCCCUUGCAAUGAAACUGAAGCAUCGGGAUGCAGCUGCCGCAGCGCUUGGGAGUCUUGGGCACGUGUACACAGCAAUAGGUGACUACCCCAAUGCGCUCAACAGCCACAAACAGUGUUUAUUCCUCAUGAAACAAUGUCACGAUAAAUUGGCAGAGGCUCGUGAAAUAGGAAAUGCAGGUGCAGUGUACUUAGCGAUGGGAGAGUUUGCUCACGCAAUAGAAUGUCAUAACAAACAUUUAGAAAUUGCCAAAAGUUUGAAAAAUUCGACGGAGGAAGCCAGAGCGUACAGUAAUCUCGGAAGUGCCCAUCAUUAUAGACGAGACUACGAAAAAGCGAUGUCCUUUCACAAACAUGUGUUGAGAAUCGCCGAAUCAAAGACGGACCAAGUAUUAGAGGCGCGAGCCUACGCAGGUCUUGGUCAUGCAGCACGUUGCAUGCAGGACUAUAGCACAGCCAAAAGUUACCAUGAAAAACAGUUAGACAAUGCCCUUCAGACCAAGGACAAGGUCGCAGAAGGUCGUGCUUGCUCAAAUCUUGGAAUUAUAUAUCAUCAGUUGGAGGACCACAAAUCGGCUCUAAAGUUACAUGAAGUGCAUUUAAAAAUAGCCAAGAAUCUUGGUGAUCGUGCUAGUCAGGGUCGUGCAUCUGGUAACCUUGGUAACGCGUUUUGUGCUAUGGGGUCAUUUGAACAAGCGAUCAAAUACCAUAGACAGGAGUUAAACAUUUCGUCUGAAGUGAAUGACCGCCACUCGGAGGGUACAACCCACGGUAACCUAGCCGUGGCAUACCAGUCUAUAGGGAGCUACGACAAAGCCCUACAGCACUACACCGCACACCUUAGUAUCUCCCGCGAACUUAAAGACACAGUCAGUGAGGCCAAGGCCCUCUGUAACCUUGGCAACUACCACAGUUCACGUGGAAACCAUGGAAGUGCUGUGAAAUAUUUCGAGGAAUACCUGAACCUUGCUCAGGAGCUAUUAGAUUCCGAGGGUGAGGCGAAAGCCUGUUUUAGUCUGGGAUAUGCUCAUUUCGCACUUGGUAACCAUUUGGAGGCUGUGAGAUAUUACGAACAGGAUUUAUCAAUCGCUAGGGAACUUAAAGACCAGAUGGGCAUUGCCAGAGCCUACUGUAAUCUGGGGCUGGCCCAUACUGCACUUAAAAACUUUGAGGAUGCUUUGGAGUGCCAGAAAAAGUGUUUAACAAUGAUGAAAAGCAUGAAAAACACCAAGGGAAUUUUCAGGGCACUCGGCAAUAUUGGUGAUAUUACUCUAAAGACUGGUGAAACUGCAGAAGCAAUCAAAAUUUAUAACCAGCAACUACUUCUUGCCAAACAAUGCAAUAGUAAGGACCUCCUAGGCGGGGCCUACGGGGCCCUGGGGGCGGCACAUCGGGUGUUGGGGCAAUUUGAUAAGUCCCUUGGUUAUCACACGCAGGAACUUUCUAUACGACAGGACAUGAGUGACCUACGCGGUGAAUGUCGUGCACAUGGAAACAUCGGAAAUGUUCAUAUGUCACUUGGGAAUUAUCAAAAUGCAUUUAAGUGUUACGAAGAACAACUUGAGAAAAGUCGGGAGCUACAAGACAGUGCUUUAGAGGCGCAAGCCUCCGGUAACUUAGGCAUCACUAAGAUGAACAUGGGAAUGUAUGAGGACGCCAUUGGUCAGUUCGAGCAGCAGCUAGCCAUGCUUGAACAGGUCAAUGGCAUUUUCAGUAACCAUGACAAAGGUCGAGCUCUUGGUAACCUUGGUGAUUGUUACGAAGCACUUGGAGAUUUCGAAGAAUCUAUAAAAUGUCACAACCAGUAUUUAGCAAUAUCACAGCAGACGAACAAUCUCUCUGACCAGGACAAAGCAUACAGAGGUCUGGGUAAUGCCCACAGGGCAGUGGGAAACCUACAACAAGCCCUGGUGUGUUUUGAGAAGCGACUUGUCGUUGCUCAUGAACUCAACAGUUGCACAGCCAAGGCCUCGGCUUACGGAGAGCUUGGUUGUUUGCACAGCCUGCUGGGUAACUUUGAGCAGGCCAUCGCAUGUCUGCAGCAUCAGCUGACGAUUGCCACGGAGAUGAACGAUCAGAUGUGUGAAGGCGAGGCUGCGUGUGGCCUGGGCGGAGUGUACCAACAGAUGGGCGAUUACGACAAGGCCCUAGAAUACCACGAGAUGGAUCUCCGAAUCUCAGAGUCAUCAAACAACAAAGCAUGCCAAUGUCGUGCCUACGGUAACCUUGGGUUAUCCCAUGAGUCCCUUAGUAACUACAAGGAAUCCAUUCAGUACCAGGAACAGCAUCUCAGCAUCGCCGCGGAGAUGAAUGACAGUGUCGCUAGAACUCUUGCUUACAGUAGUCUAGGUCGUGUGCACCAUGCCCUAAACAACCAUACAGAGGCUGUAGACUACCUCCGCCAGGGGUUACGCAUCGCCGAACAACUGGGCCGCCACGAGGACGAGGCUAAGAUUCGACAUCGCCUUGGUCUGUCCUUGUGGGGUAAAGGCGAUUUGGAGGAGUGUCAACAACAGCUGUACAAAGCUUCGGACCUUUUCGAGAGUAUCCGACGCGACUCACAAUUCAACAGCGAAUACAAAAUGUCCUUGUUUGACCUUCAGACAGCAUGCUACCAAGCCUUGCAGAGGGUGCUGGUUUCCCUCGGCCAACACGAGGAGGCGCUGGUGAUAGCAGAGCGUGCAUGUACGCGGGCUUUCAUUGAUUACCUACUGGAGCGUCAGGCAGGGUCGGAGGGUCUAUACCGAGGUAACGUCGACCCUCCCCCCAUCACUACCGACCAGAUCGUCAAUAUCGUCACCAAACAGAAGUCUCUCGUACUCUACUACAGCAUUGCUGCCGGCUAUCUCUACAGCUGGCUCCUCACGCCAAAACAAGGUAUCGUGAAGUUCCACGAGGCCAACAUGGCUGAUCUGGAAAACAUUGACGGGGAAUCUUUUAGUGAUACACUCAGUAUGAAGAGCGUCAGUUUCGGGUCAUCUUCAGUGCUUGACCAGUACGUAGGUCAAGUCCGCGAGUCCAUGGGCAUCGACAACUAUUCAUCAAGAGCUUCCCUGACAUCUAAAGGUGUGGGUUGUGACUCGGACAGCGAGGGAGACGAUGUUUGGCAGCAGCACCUGGAGGAACUCGGUGACAAACUCAAUGCCGAAAACGACCGAACAGGGUUCUUACGCAUGGUCAAUCGUAACCACAAAUACAACAGUAGUAACUACAGUCUCAGCAGUCUUUUCAGUCUUUCGGUCAGCAUGAACGGACUCAGUGCCAGUUUUCACUCCAUGAACCGCAAAAACAGUCUACGCAACAAAACUAGCAAUAAUACCAAGGCACCGAUAAGUGCCUUGUAUCAGCUUCUGAUUGAGCCCAUGGAGGAAGCGCUGACGCAGGCCACGGAGGAGUGGGGAAUGGGCCCUGUGGACCUGGUACUCGUCCUCCAGGGGGAGCUUUACCUCAUACCCUUCUCUGUCCUCCGAAAGGAUCAGACGGAGGAGUACAUGUUUGAACGGUUUAAUCUGAGCGUUAUGCCGUCAGUGACUGCAUUACAAAAUGCUAAGAAACAAGACAAACAAGGACGCCCCGUAAUAGACUCAUCUGGUGCAAUAGUGGUCGGAAAUCCGAAACUGUCCCCGAACUUUACUCAACACUGGCACCUGAAGGAGAUUCCAAGUGCAGAAUAUGAAGCAAGAAUUGUGAGCGAGCUCUUGACUUGUCGCCCUCUUAUUGGGCGGGACGCGACCAAAGCGGCAGUGCUACAUCAGAUAGAGCAAGUUGAAGUGGUUCAUUUUGCAACUCAUCUGUCAUGGAAACUUGCCUCCAUAGUGCUUUCACCUGGAGAUAAUAUUUCUACUUCCCAUAGAUUUCCCACAAUAGACUCCGACGAUAGUUCCAGUGAUAUAAGUAAUUUUGACGGACCUUCUCUGUCCGAGUACCUGCUCACAGCGGCUGACAUCCUCAAUCUGAAACUCCACGCCAAACUUGUUGUACUGAGCUCAGGUUACACAGACGACAGAGCAGGAAGGAUCAAUUCCGACGGAGUUGUGGGACUUACAAGAGCUCUUCUGUCAGCUGGAGCUCAGAGUGUGUUAUAUUCGCUUUGGCCGGUGCCUGACCAGGCUGCCAAACUGUUGAUGAGGACAAUGUACUCCUCAUUACAGGAAGGCCAUCAGGUCACCCAGGCCCUGUCAAGCGCCAUCAAGUCCGUCCAGUGUACCAAGCAAUUCUCCCAUCCGUCCAACUGGGGUGGCUGGGUCCUCGUGGGACAUGACGUUAAACUCAGCAGUAAAGUUGCCCUCAUGGGUCAUGCCAUUUGUGAAAUCCUGCAAGUCCCCACUGCCUGUCGCGAGGCCAUGCGAGUCCUCCUCCAUCUGAUUGAAAAAUCGCUCCAGAGAAUUCACCAGGGUAUAAAGAACUCCAUGUACACAACUAGCCAAUCGAUCGAGAACAAGGUCGGUGCUAUCCCCGGCUGGAAGGACCUGCUCCAGGCUGUGGGUUUCCGGUUCGAGUCUGCCAGUAAUGGACUACCCCCUGCAGUGUUCUUCCCUCAGACUGACCCAGGAGACAGACUCACACAGGCCAGUGCAAGUCUUCAGGCUCUUCUAGGACUACCUCCCAGCUCUCUGGCAGCUUUAUCCAAGUUCUUAUCUAAUUACGAAGCAGGAGAGGCCAACAUCCGAGUGAUGAGAGAUAUACUUAGCAAGAUGGCCGCCAAGGAAAGCAACAUUGAUGUACAGAUAAAUGUGAAGCUAUGGGGAGUACCAGGUUGUCACGAGUUCCUGGCGUCUCUAGGACUUGACCUUGUGGAAGUCGGUCAGGAUGAGGUUACCCUCCGUUUAGGGAAGCAAGCAAACAGACGACAGCUACAGUUCGCUUUACAGAGUCUGGUCGCUGUUUUCGACACUCAGGAGGCCCCCAAGUCUCUGUCGGUGGACAGCUCCAGCAGUCUGGAGAGUCUGUCCUCAUCACACAGCGGAUCCACCUCAACCUCUAACUUCUCCAAGGGCAGCACCCCACCCAUCUCACCGCGGGGCUCACGCAAAAAGUCACUCUUCAAUCCAGCCGAGAUGGAGAAGAUGAGGAUUAUGAACAAGAUGCAGCUCAUGAAUCAGGGUGGAUUGUCUGGCCGACAGGUUUACAGAAAAGCGAAGAAGGCCAACGUAUCUGACCCUGCCAUGAAUCUCCAACACCAGAGCCGUGUCCGCAACAUGUAUCCCCCGGGGUCAAGCUCGAACAUGAACCUGAUGGCCGACAUGAAUGGUAUCCAGGAGAUAAGUGAGAACAGUGAAAGUGAUGUAGAUGGACGCGACAGCUGGGACAAUAGGAUGCAGGUGUCAACAAACUCCGAGAGUGAGAGCAGCACACUUCCCGAACUUCGGACAAAUUCCGAGUCGGACAACCAGAUUCCCGGAGCUGAUCAGUAUCAACUUACGGAGGGAAAGGAAACAAGUCCUGAUCUCACGACUGAAGAAUAUUCUUUGAGUAGACAAACCAGUCAUCAGAGUGAGACGUAUUCGUUCGAUAGAGCAGACGAUGUACGGAUGUCGGCCAUGUCCUACACAAGUAACUUAAGUGAGGAUUCGGCCCUGUUAGAGGACCAGAAGAGGAAUUCUUACUCGGAUAGUAGUCAGGCAGACGACAUGUUCCAAAGGCACGAUGGAACUCGACAGUCAGAUAUGUCCGACACAAGUGGAAUAAGUGAUCAGUUCAUGCCUUCUCAAAACAUGAACAAAAAUUUACCUCUGAUGUCAUCACAGCUCGACCACACGUUAAUGUCAAGUGAAUCGGGGAUUAACUCGGAGGUGACGUCCUCAAAUCAGAGCGACACAAGUCAGCAAAGCAUGGACGCUACAAGCUCGCAGUUAGACCCUCACGAGGUCGCAAUGAAGGUUAUGAAAGACCUCGGCCCACAGAAGGGCAUUCUUGAAGGAUUACAAAUGCAGAGUUUUCUUGCAUCUCAGUCUAACACUCGUUUCAUGCGACAGCAGUUUCAGAAUUCUUCACAAAUCAGUGCGUUUACUAAACCUUCUACUGUACAGGACCAAACAUCAGGUGAUACUCACAGUACUAAGGAUGUGCAUAGCUCUUCUACGCCUCAGGUACGACCUCAGACAGCACCGAGGCCUAACAAAGUACCGCCCCCUGUCCCCUCCAAACCUAAGGUACUGCCAAAGUCUAACUCUAUAGCAAAUAUCCAGGAGGAUAAUUCUAAUCAAAACAGUCCAACCCGAGCUAGUUAUUAUAGUAUGCAGUCCCUGAAAGGCAUAUCUGAGAACGACCUUUCCGUGAGUCAGCAAUCUUCCAGCAUGGACGACAAUGACAUUUCCUAUGUUGUCACAAGGAGAACGGUUCCCGGUAACGGCAUGUCAGAUUUGGGUCACAAGAGCAUGCCAGAUUUACGGAAGUCAUCUAAAACAGGGGGCAGCACUGGUAAUCCCUACUCAGCCAAUCAAAUGAGCUUCAGUAGUUUUAAGCCUAAAGCUGCAUCUUCCAAGAGGAAUGUGAAUAAUGGCGUGGCAGGUGUGGCCAUGCGGCCGGACAGUGCCACCAGUACGAGUAGUCUUUGUUCUACCGGCUCGUCUGUCCAGUCGGUCAUUCACCGGCCGUACUUUAAUUCUGUACCUGACCUCAAUGGAAUGUUCCAGAAACGGUCUGGUGAGUCGGGUGUGAACACUGCCGUAGAGGGUGACACAAACUUUAGUCGGAGGAGUCCCACGGGAUUGCCCCCGCCAUACAGUCAGGCAGUUAGGACAGCCCAGCUUCUUAGAGGGCGAAGUCCAACACAGCAUAAUACGUACAAUUCAAAUAGUCGCAGCUCUACCCCUACUGGGGGUUCACGUACCAGUCCGGACAGUCUGGGGUCAUCUCAGGGGAGUGGUCAGUAUCAUCAGCCUGAUAGUCCAGUGUCUCUGGCCAGUGGUCAAUAUCAUAGCGGGUUUAGUACCUCAACACCCUCAAACCCUGGCCAGAGUAUCAAAGGUGUACCCUCACAGUUUGAGCAGCAGUACAAUGUAGGAGUCAAUGAUAAUCGCUACACAGGCCAGUACGUGGACUCCAAACCUGGCACUCUUCCACUGCAGCCUCAGACUUCUUCCACACCGAACUCUAUUUCUCAGUCCUCACAGCCAACGGGCUACUAUUCCAGUGCACCGACAACACCAGGGACACCAGAACGUGAUGAUGUGUUCCUCCACGCAAGUAGCGGUUGUAACGUGACCUCUAUUCCAACUCAAGGUCACAUGUACCAACACUCGAGCAGCAGUACAUCAUCCUCGGUUUCACAACACAACCAGUACUACCAGUCAGGCAGCCCGGUGGCCUCCACAGCAUCGGGAGGAGGGAGUCCAUUCCCUCAGUCCGCCAGUCCCACAUCAUCAACUGCCUCCCGUAACAGUCCCUACCAGCACAUGUCAACAGGCAGGAGGACCAAAUCCAUUCUCAACAGUUCGCCAGCCUCUGCAAGGGCUACCAGUAAAAAGAGACCUCAUAAACGUGUCAGCUUCUCGGAUUCUGAACCCAGUGACCUUGAGGGCAACUCCCCUCACCCCUACCGUCCAAUCAAAUCAGGCCCUGUCCCAGUGAAGGGCGUUGUUAAGUUGAACAUGAGUGACUUCAAAAUGCCAAAUUAUCGUAGUCGACAGCAUCAGAACGGUGGCGUACCUAAAGGGGCUGGUCCCCAUAGUAACGGCUAUGUCUCCCAGGGCUCUUUCUACCCCAAUGGCAGUGUGCCCAAACAGGGCCCUGUUGCCAAUGGUCACGCAGGUCAAGGUCAGACGUCAGUUUUCAGUAGAAAGAGUGUGAAUCCUUCCCCCAAUAAUGAUAGUGUGAACGGACCUAUAGGGCUUAAGGACUUGUCCAAGUCCUCAACCCAAGGGGGACAACUCCCUGGGAGGAGUUUCUUUGGGAGGGAUAAUAAUCGACCAAUCAGAAGAACUCAAGUUGUGCAGUCGUCAAAGUGCUGAUAUUUCUUGUGCAUUGUUUUCUGUAUAAUUGUAUGCAAGGGAGCUAUAACAAAACGCAAUUCAAAUGACAUCAUUUCAUCUUUCUUAUUUUUCACGCCAUGAAUAUAACGUCAGAUCAUGAAUCAUCAAUUAUCAAACAAAACCUCUCCAAUACGGCCUGCAGACUUUUAUUGGGAUUAUUGAAACGUUAACAUUUUUAUUCGUCAUUGGAUAGUAACCUUUUAGUUUGAAAUGAUAUUUGAAUGUUUUCCUUGUCUGUUUUUAUUUGUGAAAAGAGAAUAACAUUUUUUAUUUUGCAUGAAAUAGAAUUCAAUAUUUGACUGUUUUUGUGUACGAAGUUGAGUGUAUAUUGAUGUAGAUAUGUAAUUGUGUAUAUAUGUAAGAAUAUAUUUUGUAUAUAGAAAAUUGAAAUGAAUGCCUCUUUGUGCCAAACUUACCAUUUAUAUCCAGAGAAUAUGACUUGGUAGAUAUUAUAACAGUAAUUAUGUCGGUAUGUAUAUCGUAUCAUUUUCAUUUUUAUUGGUGAAAUUUUUAAAAGAAAUUUUUAUUUGUCAUUAUAUUCUUAUAUUGCAGUGUAGACAAACUUAACGUUGAAAACUAUUUUUCAUCAAAAAGUUUUGGGACAAAAUUAAUAUAAGGUAAAUAAUGUUUUUAAUUCCAAAUCUACUGUUUAUUUUAUGUUUGAGGUCUAAAAAGGUAAAUAAUUUAUGUUGUGAUUCAAGACAGAUUUGAUUAUAACAGACUCCACACUUAACUCCUUCACCCCAGAAGACAUAUUUGAACUCUUCCAAUUCAAAGGUGAAUGAGUUAAGCCUGAGUUCUGUGCCGAGUUGUUCAAACCCAAAGUAGUUUAGGAAGAACAUAAUGAAAUAUUUUUACUUGUUUAUUUUUAGAAAUAUUCAAAUUCAAAACUUAAGUUGUUUGUGUAAAGUUUCAAAAUGGUUAUAUUAUGACUUUCUAGAAGGUUCUCUUGAAUCAAAUUUUGAACAAUUGAAUUAACGCCUCGUUAAGCUAACCAGACUUUGAUUACCUCGACCCUGAUGAAAGCUUAACGGUGUCCAAGAAACAAUAAUGUUUAUGCAUAAUAAUUCAACUAUUCACCCCCUUUUGUAAGCACAUGAUGUAGGACACAGGUAUUGGGUCUAUAUAAUGGUAAAAGGAUGAGGUAGUUAUUUAUGUUCUGACCAGGUGUCUUUCAAGUUAUUUACAGGUGUGAAUGGUACAGGGAAUAGAUUAUAACUGAGAUCACGAACAAAUUACAUAUACAAGCAAUAUACAGAGAUUGUAGAUAUAUAUAUAGAGAGAGAGAGACAACAUCUCAUUUACAUAAUUGGUAACAUUUAUUUAUUAAUAGUGAACUGAUCACCUACACGGCAACAACAGUGUGUUUUACCACAAGCAGUAAAACCUUGUUAUAUUGCUAUCAUUUUGAUAUUAUUAAGGGGUUCGGUAGUUAAUUGAGAGAGAUAUAUUAAGGAAUUGUUAAGGGGAAAAAACGGAAAUUAUACCUUAACCCUUUCAACACUGUACACCAUAAUGGACUCAUCCAGAUCAAUUUAUGGUAGAGGUUAUUAAAGUUACAUAGGGGUGAAAGGGUUAAAAUAUGUUUGCAGUAAGAAAUAUUAAGGAAUUGUUAAGGAAAAAACCCGGAAAAGGAGACCUUAACCCUUUCAACACCAUACACCAUAAUGGACUCAUCCAGAUCAAUUAAUGGUAGAGGUUAUUAAAGUUACAUAGGGGUGAAAGGGUUAAAAUAUGUUUGCAGUAAGAAAUAUUAAUGAAUUGUUAAGGAAAAAACACGGAAAAGGAGACCUUAACCCUUUCAACACCGUACACCAUAAUGGACUCAUCCAGAUCAAUUUAUGGUAGAGGCUAUUAAAGUUACAUAGGGGUGAAAGGGUUAAAAUAUGUUUGCAGUAAGAAAUAUUUAUGAAUUGUUAAGGGGAAAAAACGGAAAAUGAUACCUUAACCCUUUCAACACUGUACACCAUAAUGGACUCAUCCAUAUCAAUCGAUGGUAGAGGUUAUUAAAGUUACAUAGGGGUGAAAGGGUUAAAAUAUGUUUGCAGUAAGAAAGAUGGCAAAUGAAGUGAGGGGCGUUAUAUCAAGGUUUUAUUGUCAUAUAUCAAAGUCUAUUAUAUAUAUAAAAUAAAAACUCAUUAUACUGCCACCAUUUGGCCAACACAACUUUGGCAUUAUAAAGAGGUUUAGUGAUAUACCGACCAAUAUAGAAAGGAAUGUCAGGAAAAGAAAAUAAUUGAUAUAUUUUAGCAGUAAGCAAGGUGGAAAAUGAAAAAAGGGGGAUUAUAUCAAGGUUUUACUGCUGAUAUUUUAUUGAGUUAAAAUACUUAAUAUAUACCAAGUAACAAUUGAGGAUGUGUGUUCAACAUUUAAUGCCUAGUUCAUAGGAUAUGACUAUUUCAUGUUUAAUCAAGAUCAAGAAAAAACUGGUAAUUUUUUUAUGUACCUGCAAUAUAUCUUUCACUACCUUGACAUGGAAUAACCAAUCUAACUAGAUCACCAGCAUGUGAGAUCUUUUAUAAGUUAAAAUGCAGGAGAAAUUGCAUGUAUAAAUAAAACAAAAUUAAAUAAUAGUCUAGGACAAUAAAUAAAUUUUCGAUAUUUGAAUGCACUGGUGUAAAUGCAUCUAGAAAGAUGAUACAUGGUCUUAUCUCCAGAAAGGAAUCUAUGAUUAACCCUUUCACCCCUGUGAAACUUUAGUCGACUCUCCCAUGCAUGGAUCUGGAUGAGUUCAUUAUGGUGUACAGUGGUGAAAGGGUUGAUACUAGUAUUUGGGGAUAUAACUUAUUCAAAUUUUACGUAAUUUAAGUCAUUUCAUUUUUAUUGUUACUCAUAAACAAUAAGAUGAAAGAGGAAUAAAUCAAAAUGUUAUAAGUUAUAGCAGUCAGCAGUACAUUAUUUAUUGCAAGACAACUUCAUGGUGACCUCUCCAUCAAAACAUUUAACAUUGUCAUUUAACUGUUUUUCACAGUUACCAUAGUUAAACUCUGGAAUUUUAAUUAUAAAUUAACAAACAUCCUUCUUACGUUUCUCAUGUCAAACUAAAACAUUUUUAUUUAUGUCCAUGAAAACCAAUAACAAAGUGUUCAGAAAAUAUUUAAUGUUUUAAUAUUGUCCAUGCCUAUAAACCUAGUAUAUCCUAACUUAUUGUAGUAGUCCCGUCCCACCUUUGAUUUGGGUUAUACCAUGUAGAUGUUUAGAGAGGUAAGGGUUAGGUUGAUCUGUCAGUUACAGAGAAUUACUGUUGGAUAUAUAUUGUUUUCUACUCUCUACAGUGUAAAUAUUGUGUCUACCUAACUUUAUUGGAGCUAUGCAUUCUAGAAUAUUUUAUACAAUAUACUAUAAAUAUAUAUAUAUCUAUAUAAUACACUUUCAGUGGUUCUGUGAACCACAUGGAGGAUUUCAAAACUUCCUGUCUGAAGGAAGACGACAAAAUAAAAUAAUA
This is a messenger RNA of Mizuhopecten yessoensis (Yesso scallop), 13158 nucleotides long. Its product is annotated as tetratricopeptide repeat protein 28-like. Gene Ontology annotation, molecular function: protein binding. The record is from RefSeq and is a predicted model, not a curated record. Bases 1155 to 9692 code for a protein of 2845 amino acids. The transcript is spliced from 15 exons. NCBI's taxonomy places the organism in Eukaryota, Metazoa, Mollusca, Bivalvia, Pectinida, Pectinidae.